UGAUAUCUGGGCUGGGAGGUCCGCCCACUGGCGACUGCAGGUCGCUGGGCCAUCCCCGGUCCUCAGGGAAGGGAACCCCACCGCCUUUCCGAGGUGCUCGGCGCCCCCUGCUGCCAGCCGAGGAGCUCAGAGCCCGCUCGCAGGAGGCCGGGAACAUGGCGGGGCAGUCCAGGAACAUGGCGGGGCAGCCUGCGGCCUCGGGCUCGCCAUCUCCGGACCGGGACGGAACGGAGCCCAACGUUGUGGCUCGGAUCUCACAGUGGGCGGACGACCACCUGCGCCUAGUCCGGAACAUCAGCACUGGAAUGGCCAUAGCUGGAAUAAUAUUACUUCUAAGAAGUAUUCGACUGACAUCAAAAUUCACAAGCUCUUCGGAUAUACCAGUAGAAUUUAUAAGAAGAAAUGUUAAACUACGUGGACGAUUACGCCAAGUAACUGAGAAUGGUUUAGAAAUUGAACAUGUACCUAUUACUUUACCUAUUAUAGCAUCAUUGAGAAAUAGGGUCUUCCUCUGUUGCCAGGCUGGAGUGCAGUGGCACAAUCUUGGGUCACUGCAACUGCCACCUCCCGGGUUCAAGCGAUUCUCCUGCCUCAGCCUCCCGAAUAGCUGGGACUACAGGCUCAUGCCACCAGGCCCAGAGGAGCCACAUGGUGCUUUGCUGGUUAAGUUGGCCGGAGUAGAACUCACUGAAACUGGGAAGGCAUGGUUACAAAAAGAGCUAAAACCUUCCCAAUUACUAUGGUUCCAACUUCUUGGAAAGGAGAAUUCAGCACUCUUUUGCUAUAUUUUGGUGAAUAAGGGUAGAUAUUUCAAUGUGAAUCUGAAUGAAGAAAUUCUGAGAAGAGGCCUUGGCAAAACUGUUCUUGUUAAAGGGCUUAAAUAUGAUUCUAAAAUCUAUUGGAAAAUUCACAGAAACUUACUUAAAGCUGAAUUAACAGCCGUAAAAAAAGGAGAAGGAAUAUGGAAGGAAGACUCUGAGAAAGAAAGUUGUUUGGAAAAAUUCAAAGAUUCCUGGAGAGAAAUAUGGAAAAGGGACAGUUUUUCAAAAACAACAGGAUUAGAUUUCAACUUGAAAAAAGAAAGGUAUUAUGACAAACUUAAAAGGACUUAUGAAAUAUGGAAAGACAACAUGAACAACUACUCCUUAAUAUUGAAGUUCAGAGAACUUAUAAGUCGCAUACACUUUCGUAGAAAAGGGUGAAAUGUUCAAGAGAUCUAGAGGUAACCUUCUCCAAAGAGUAAAAUAUGUAAGUAUAUGGACGUUUUUCAUUGACUCAGAAUGGAAGUUUUACCAACUGAUCAAAGUAUUAGUCUAAUUGUAUUUAAAUAUUAAAAAGAGAUAAUUAUUAUAAGUGUAAUGUCAGAAUGAAUUUAAACAAGUUGUAAUUAAUGUAAUAUGCUUUUAGGGAAGAUGAAACACUUUAUAAGAAGUUACUAGGCUGAAUGGUUUAUAUAUGUAGUGCUAACGUGCGAAGAGAAAGUUUAAUUCUUGACCACUGUGUUGCUUUUAGUUAUUUUGGCAGCCAUAUUGAAUUUUUUUUUUUUGAGAUGGAGUUUUUGUUCUUGUCGCCCAGGCUGGAGUGCAGUGGUGCGAUCUCUGCUCACUGCAACCUCCGCCUCCUGGGUUCAAGUGAUUCUCCUGCCUCAGCCUCCCAAGUAGCUGGGAUUACAGGUAUGCUCCACAAUGCGUGGCUAAUUUUUGUAUUGCCAUAUUGAAUUUUUGUUUAAAGAAGAUAUAUGUUUGUUUUUCCAGUCUUUUUACCUUUCACUAUUUAUAAUAAAGGAAUUCUUUAUGCUUUA
Callithrix jacchus (white-tufted-ear marmoset) is the source of this 1801-nucleotide messenger RNA. The record is from RefSeq and is a predicted model, not a curated record. Lineage: Eukaryota; Metazoa; Chordata; Mammalia; Primates; Cebidae.